AUGCAUUAUCGACUCCUCUUACUCUUAUGGAUUACACAGCGCGUAGUAACUCAAGCAAAUGACGAUUUCGACGUGCUCGAUUUCAUCGACCCACUCAUCGGCUCUAAUAAUGGCGGUAACGUGUUUUGCGGCGCCACACUACCUUAUGGAAUGGCAAAAGCAUCCGCCGACGUCGACGGGCAGAAUACUGGCGGCUUCUCCACAGACGGAAGCAACGUCAUUGGGUUUUCAAGCCUUCAUGACUCGGGCACCGGGGGCAAUCCUUCGCUGGGGAACUUCCCUCUGUUUCCACAGCUGUGCCCGGAAAACGACAUCGACAAUUGCCUCUUCUCCAAGCAGGCUCGGGCCACGCCCUACGUCAACGACUCGGUGGUCGCCCGGCCGGGAUACUUUGCGCUGACCCUGCAGAAUGGUAUCUACGCCGAGAUGACCGUCUCAAAGCAUACCGCGCUUUACAAUUUCAGAUUUCCCGAUGCGAGCACGAGCGAUGGUGACCAAGUUGUUCCGAUGAUCUUGCUGGAUCUUACGGAUCUGUGGGACAGUCGCCAGAACGCAACGUUUGAGGUCCAGGACUCGCGAAUGACGGGCAAUGGCACCUUUCUGCCGAGCUUUGGAGCCGGGUCGUAUGAAGUGCAUUUUUGUGUGGAUUUCUUCGGCCAUGUGGAUUCCGUGUACGACAGCGGCGUCUGGGUCAAUGAAAGAGGCGGCGUCGAUCAACAGAGCAUAUUUGUCACGCGGGGCUUCAACAACUUCUACCUGCAGGCAGGCGGAUUCGCGCGGUUCCAGCCUGGAGCAAACAGGACAAUCACCGCCAGGAUGGGCGUGAGCUUCGUCAGCGUGGAAAAGGCGUGCGCGAAUGCACAGGCGGAAAUCCCGCGACCUCUUUCGGAUUUCAACAGUACCAGGAAGACGGUGGAGGAUGCUUGGAGGGAGAAGUUGAGUCCACUUACGUUGGAAGUUGGGGACGUUAGCCGUGAUCUUCAGACGAAUUUUUGGAGCUCGCUCUACCGGACGAUGAUAUCCCCACAGGACUACACAGGCGAAAAUCCCCGGUGGGACUCCUCGGUCUACUACGAUUCCUUCUACUGCUUGUGGGACCAGUUCCGCUCUCAGCUGCCAAUGCUGACCAUUUUGGAUCCAGUGACGUACUCGGAUAUGCUGAAGAGCCUUCUGUUUACUUUCCAAAAUGAGGGAUGGCUUCCUGACUGCCGAAUGUCGCUGAGCAAGGGUUGGACGCAGGGGGGGUCAAAUGCAGACGUGGUGCUUGUGGACGCGUAUUUCAAGAACGUCACUGGCAUCGAUUGGGACACAGCGUGGGAAGCAGUCGUGAACGACGCCGAAAACGAGCCAUUGGAAUGGUCGAAGGAAGGGAGAGGCGGACUAGUAUCCUGGAAGAAGCUAGGCUACAUCCCAGCUCUCGACUUUGAUUAUCUCGGUUUUGGGACGAACUCGAGAAGCAUCUCCCGUACCCUGGAGUACUCUUACAACGACUUCUGCAUCGGUGCAUUCGGAAGGUCCUCUGGGAAGGAGGGAUACGAAACUUACUUGGCUCGGGGCAACAACUGGAAGAACCUGUUCAAGGAAGACCAAACGUCGGUAAUCAACGGGACGGACCCAGGCUUCGUUGGUUUCUUCCAGCCAAAGUACUUGAACGCGACAUGGGGCUUUCAAGAUCCCAUUUCAUGCAGUCCUAUUGCUGGGUUUUGCUCGCUGACUACAAACCCAUCGGAGACGUUUGAAUCCAGUAUUUGGCAAUAUCAAUUUUUUGUGCCGCACGAUAUCGAGACACUGAUAUCAAAAUUUGGUGGCGACCAACGCUUCGUGGACCGACUCGACUACUUUCAUGAGUCCCCGCUCGUGGAUAUUGGCAACGAGCCUGUGUUUUUGAGCGUGUUCCAGUAUCAUUACGCCGGAAGACCUGGGCUUUCAUCGAGGCGCUCACAUUACUACAUACCUUCCCGCUUCAACACCUCAUACAGCGGUCUGCCUGGGAAUGAUGACAGUGGUGCCAUGGGCUCGUUUGCGGCCUUCAACAUGAUGGGGCUGUUCCCCAAUCCCGGACAGAAUGUCUACCUGAUCAUUCCACCCUACUUUCCCAGCGUGCAGGUGCGGCACCCGUUGACGAAUCGUACCGCGACAAUCCGGACGGAGAAUUUCGACUCGGCGUACGUAAACGUCUUCAUCCAGAACGCGACGCUGAACGGAGAGCCGUACACCAAGAAUUGGAUUGGGCACGACUUCUUUACGCAGGGCGGCGAACUGGCGCUGACGUUAGGAAGCGAGGAGAGUAGCUGGGGGAGGGCUGUGGAGGAUCGCCCGCCGUCCGAGACUGGGGGAGAUCAAAGUGCGGAGGCCACGUGGGAAGUUUAG
Lasiodiplodia theobromae is the source of this 2370-nucleotide messenger RNA. RefSeq names its product Six-hairpin glycosidase-like protein. The coding region runs from base 1 to 2370 and encodes 789 amino acids. Gene Ontology annotation, molecular function: peptide-N4-(N-acetyl-beta-glucosaminyl)asparagine amidase activity; carbohydrate binding. NCBI's taxonomy places the organism in Eukaryota, Fungi, Ascomycota, Dothideomycetes, Botryosphaeriales, Botryosphaeriaceae. The transcript has 4 exons. The record is from RefSeq and is a predicted model, not a curated record. Gene Ontology annotation, biological process: protein deglycosylation; carbohydrate metabolic process; protein quality control for misfolded or incompletely synthesized proteins. Gene Ontology annotation, cellular component: cytosol; nucleus.